This is a messenger RNA of Gongylonema pulchrum, 306 nucleotides long. NCBI's taxonomy places the organism in Eukaryota, Metazoa, Nematoda, Chromadorea, Rhabditida, Gongylonematidae. The record is from the annotation of a GenBank genome assembly.
AUGAGUGAAUUGCAGAGGAGGUGCUUGGUAGAUGCGUUGCAUUGCUGCGUUGUUCCGAAGGGGACCACUGCCGCUGCGUCGAUGGUGACGAGGACGACGAACAAAUUUAUCAACAGCGUUGAUGCUGUGGUCGAUGAUAACAUUCGCGGUCUGGUUGCUACGCAUGACAGCUUGGCCACACUCGAUGUAGGUCCUCUUCUUCCGCGGUUUUUGUCUUCGGCAAGUCAUGCUGCUCGUUCUUCGAUCCGACACAUGGCCGUUCUUGGGUCGCCGAGUUACCACGCUCGUAACGACUUAAUUGACUGA